UCUCUUCCCUUUCUUUCCACUCUUUCUUGUCAUUUCUCCAGCUGAUUUCUUCCUUUCUUUUCACCAAAAAAGGGCUUUUGCUUGUUUGUUUUUGUUUGUUUUGUUUUGUUUUUAGCGGUGGUGAGCAAAAAGGGCAUGGUCUACAUUAGGGCAACUUUCUGAGGGAAGAUGAACCUACCCUCCCCCACAGAAUAAACCCUUCUCCGUUUCUCCAGCCGUGAAUGGUGGGAGUGUUGGGGAACACUGGAGGGCCUGGGAGGCGCUCUUUCCCUGCAAGUCGUGGCCCUGCGCUGAGAUAAUAAUAGUUACAUUAUCACUGCCUAGGGCAGUGCUGCAGCACAGAGCUACGCGGUCUCCUAGCGACCCGGUGUCUGGGAACAAACCCUGACUAAAUGCCUGCAGAGGUCCGGGAGAGCCAGCACCAUGGCGGACCACAGGCUGCUGUGGCGGCGGCCCCGGGCGCAGGCCCAGGCGCCCGCUGCCGCAGCCCUCAACUACAGGCCCUGGUACAAAGAGAAUCUGCCACCCAAGUGUUUCACUAAGCACAAUAACAAGAUGAAGCAUCCCACCCUGCUUGACAGUCGGCGGUGGAUCUUUGUGAGAAAGGGACUGGAUGACUUUAGGAAAGGCUGUCCUCCUAGCCAAGGUCUCAUCACUGGCGGCUUUGAAGGCUUUCUCCCCCAGGUUCAUCACAAAGUUCCCCAGCCUACCCCAAAGAAGAGGCAGAUGACACUGCUCCAGGAAGCAGCCUUGCUUUCCAAAGUCUCACCAGCUCAGCAAACAAGAAAAGCUUUGAUGGCAGAUAUUGAAGACUCGCAGACCUUGGCUUUCUACCAGAAUCUAAAAGAAGAUUUAUCUGGAGAGCUUCUAUUAAAGGUUCUAGAAGUGUUGAAUCCAGACAGGAAAUUGAUGGACACAUGGACUUCUUGUGAGGACAUCAGGAAAAGUGUGAAAGAACCUGAAAAACUUUUAAAGAAACAUUCUACUGGAAUCUCUCUGGACCCCUUAAAUCCCAAGAAGGCUUCUGUGUCACAUCCAGGUCAAUUGUUUUAUAAAGAGAAGAAAAGUGAGUUGGAUGUGCUCCAUAAAGAUGAUCCUGUGUUUUAUGAAAAUGUACAUAGAGAAGUUAAUGACUUCUGCAACUGGGUCACUAGUUUUGGGAUUUCAAAUAUUAAUGAAGACUUCAUCAUGAAACAGUUUCAGGUUGACUAUCUGAGCCAAACAAACAGUGACAUGCUUCACAUUUUCAAUCUCAACCGGAUUCCUCUGGAGCUAAAGAAGAGUUUAGGAGCAAAUACGCUGCAGAAACCAGAACUUAUCCAGAAAUCACCCGAUAAGCAGAAACUACAAAAUUCACAGAAUCCUUGUAAACCCAAGAGGAUAAAGAUGAGGUAUGGAGCAUGGUAUCUGAACACCAAGUUGUGGAAAAAACUAAGAGCAGAUGAGCCUUUGGUUGACCCCAAGACCACACAUAAAGCUCAAGAUAAUUUCAAAAAGAAAUUUCAGAAAGAGGAAUUAUUUGAAGAGCUUCAUGGACCAGCUGCUUUCAAGGAUUUCAUUCUUAGAAAGGGCUACAGUAUGCCAAGUAUCCUUGAGAAGGUAAAUAUCAGGAAGACAUACAGAAAGUGGACUAACACUCCUAUCAUAAGAUUCAGCAUAGAAGAAUCACAGGAAGAUGCAUAGAGAGAUUAUGUUUGCCUUAUACUUGGCUUUUUCUCUCUCUCAUUUAAAACAUUAAACAAAUUUUACUAUGGGUGAGUUUCCCAUCAGAGAUAUACAACUUUGACUUGGUAACACCUAACUACAAAUUUUAUACCUAAUACUCACAACAUUUCACAAUGACUUUUUAUUUCAGUUAAUAAUUUAUGUUUUAUCAACAAUAAGUAUCCACAUAUAAUCUCAUACUUUUGUAGUAUUAGCAAUAUUAGAGUUAUAUCAACUACUUGCAAAAAAUAAAAUAGAAUUUAUAAAUUGCA
Molecule: messenger RNA, 1976 nt
Organism: Erinaceus europaeus (western European hedgehog)
Lineage: Eukaryota; Metazoa; Chordata; Mammalia; Eulipotyphla; Erinaceidae
Gene: FAM47E
Product: family with sequence similarity 47 member E
Exons: 8
Coding region: 424-1683 (419 amino acids)
Source: RefSeq, a predicted model, not a curated record